AUGGUCCUGCUUUUACAAACGACGAAGUUUUCUGUGUUGGUUUACCGUGGUCUGCUGCUCUUUUUUCUUGGCAUAUGUUUUUGUUGGGCUUCUGAGGCACUACAUAACAUAAGGGGAGAAUUCACGGCUUCAAAAAUAUCAUUUUACACAGAAACUGCUGCGAAAUUUUGGAUAUCAUUUUGUUGUGGCGUUGCCUCAGUCACAGUAGGGCUUUUAUCUCCAUGCGUUGACUCUAAACUUGGUGCUUAUGAUGCUUACAAUAAGGAGUGGUCUUCAGUUCUGCGGUGUUCUGCUCUGUUCUUCGGUUUCAGCCAUGCAACCGCUAGAAUAGACUUUGCCACAUACUCGCAGCUAUCCCUUACAGCAAUUGGACUAUCUAUUGCACUUUGGUGGGUAUUUGACAGAUCUCUUGUCGGAUUUGUCUUUGGGAUGGCAGUCGCAUUACUAGCAACAUUUAUUUUUCAAUCAUUUGUUUGGAAACAGCUCUACAGAUUUUCUCACCCCAUGAUGGCUGCUUGGUUGCCUUGUCUCUUCUUCUCGGGUGGUGUCGUCAUUGUCUUGGUUGGCCGACAAUUAGCGAAACCUGAUGUUAUGGCGCUAAUGCAAAGAAAAGUCAAAUAA
This is a messenger RNA of Schistosoma rodhaini, 621 nucleotides long. The record is from the annotation of a GenBank genome assembly. NCBI's taxonomy places the organism in Eukaryota, Metazoa, Platyhelminthes, Trematoda, Strigeidida, Schistosomatidae.